AUGGCCUUUAAUGAAACCACAACCGCGGUCGCCAGGUUCUCUUUUCACGAUCUGAGACCUUUUGUGGGCAAAUCGGCUGCAAUCAAACGACCUCAAGAAAUCACACACUUUUCAUUCGACGACCAACAUGUGUGCCAUCCUUUGUCCGAUGCUAGUCUACGAUACUACUAUCCUCCAAUAUUCGGUGACCCAGAUGCUGGCUCGCAACCUCGGUUCGAUCUCUCCAAAGGACUGGACACGUUCGUCAAGUACGAUGAGACUACUGAUCUGCACAUCGAUGCGCUGUUGGACACGAUAGAGAAGUAUGAGAGUCAGAUAGGCGAAAAGGUCGAUGCCGAUAUCGUGACUUGGCGUGGCAUGAUGACGAAGGAAACGCCCUUUGAUGGCUACGGAGAAUUCGAGAUGAACGCAAUAAAGUUCGAGGUGGGGGACUAUGUAUGCUCGCACAUCUGUAUCUUCAAAGGUCUUGGACUGAAAUGCGUCAGAUACAUUGAGGAAAACAAAGCGCCAUACUUCGAAAACUUAAAAAACAACCAGAACACCGUCCCUCGCCAAUAUGGCCCGCACCCACAGUCGACAAUGAUGUACUGGGGCUACAAGUUCGAAGUCCUCUCAACCCUGCCUCGACCAUGGGCCGAAUGCUCCCGUGAUGAGGUCGAGGAUCGUGACAACGAAGUGGUCGACACGCACGCACAAUACUGUUCCAUCGUACGAACCGGAAUUGGAAGUCAUAGCAUCGUCCUUGGCGGUGAAGUCGAUGCUGUGAAGGGAGAAAAGCCGGAAGGCCUUGAUCACAGCAUCCCGUAUGUCGAGCUGAAAACGAGCGAGAACUUCCGCGCGAACGAUUCGAGAGCGGCGGAGAAGUUCGAGAAGAAGAUGUGUCGCUUCUGGGCACAAUCCUUCUUGCUUGGCGUGCCCACCAUCAUCAUCGGAUUUCGCUCUCCUCACGGGAUACUCGAGAGGAUCGAGGAAUGGGAGACCCAAAGGAUCCCAGGCUUCGUGCAGAAUCGCGGCAUGCGGACCUGGGAUGGGAACGUGUGCAUCAAUUUCGCGUCCGCCUUUCUGGAUUUUCUGAAGCAGACCGUCGCCGGCGACGGCACGUGGCUGAUCAAACGCCGAAAGGGGGCCAAGGAAAUCACGAUUAGCAAGACAAGCGAUACGCAGUCGCCACACGUUGUGACGGCCGCAUUUCGACAACAUCGUACUAACCUUUCUUCGGAGCUUGCGUCUUGA
This is a messenger RNA of Dissoconium aciculare CBS 342.82, 1233 nucleotides long. RefSeq names its product RAI1-domain-containing protein. The record is from RefSeq and is a predicted model, not a curated record. Gene Ontology annotation, biological process: nuclear-transcribed mRNA catabolic process; NAD-cap decapping. Gene Ontology annotation, cellular component: cytosol; nucleus. NCBI's taxonomy places the organism in Eukaryota, Fungi, Ascomycota, Dothideomycetes, Mycosphaerellales, Dissoconiaceae. The transcript has 5 exons. Gene Ontology annotation, molecular function: mRNA 5'-diphosphatase activity. Bases 1 to 1233 code for a protein of 410 amino acids.